CUGCUGGGAUGCGACUCCGGCUGUACUCCGUCCUUCGGUCCUUGUUCCGUCAGGCACUGUGAGGGGUCAACGUGAGGUCGGUGGGGUUAAUAACGCGGCGGUGGUGGCUCCUCCUUCAAGAUCUGAGCAGGGUGGCAGGACAGGAUGUACACGCUGCUUUCGGGGUUGUACAAGUACAUGUUCCAGAAGGAUGAAUACUGCAUUCUGAUCCUGGGCCUGGACAAUGCUGGGAAGACGACCUUCCUGGAACAGUCAAAAACACGGUUUAACAAGAACUACAAGGGGAUGAGUCUAUCCAAAAUCACCACUACCGUGGGUCUAAACAUUGGCACUGUGGAUGUGGGAAAGGCUCGUCUCAUGUUUUGGGACUUAGGUGGGCAGGAAGAGCUGCAGUCUUUGUGGGACAAGUACUAUGCAGACUGCCAUGGUGUCAUCUAUGUCAUUGAUUCCACUGAUGAGGAGAGGCUGUCAGAGUCAAAAGAAGCAUUUGAGAAGGUGGUUUCGAGUGAAGCACUGGACGGUGUUCCCAUCCUGGUGUUGGCCAACAAGCAGGAUGUGGAGACUUGUCUCUCCAUUCCUGACAUCAAGACUGCAUUCAGUGACUGUACCUGCAAGAUUGGCCGGCGAGAUUGUUUGACCCAGGCCUGCUCUGCCCUCACAGGCAAAGGAGUUCGAGAGGGCAUCGAAUGGAUGGUGAAGUGUGUCGUGCGGAAUGUUCACCGGCCACCACGGCAGAGGGACAUCACAUAAGCACCUCCAACUUCACAGUCUUGGACUGUUCGUCGUCCCCUAGUAUUGGAAGAGUAUUCUCUGCUGGCUUCUGUCCUGUUGAUGUUGGGGGUUGAACUGGCUUUGUCUGUUCAUUCUUUUAUUUGCUUUAUGUUUUCUCUAAGACAAACUUUUCUCUGUGUCUGGAAAAGUGUAGGUAUUCAGAGACAAACAUGGGGCAUGCUGACAGUCCAGAUCUAUAUGCCCUACACCUCCAUCCCCUGACCCAGAUCUAGAGCCCUGCCUGACAGGUCAGGGUCUGGAACCCUCCCCCAACCUUGUGAGGAAGGGGAGGCAUGAGGCCACACCUAGGCCUGUUAGUCCAUUCCAAAGUGGAAUUUGAGGUCAUCCUGCUUGAAAUGGGGGAUGGGGUGGGGGGUGGGAUGUCUGUGGCAGCUGCUUUGUUCAGCUUGCCCAUGGAGGAGGGAAUGGCCAAGGCUAAUCUCACUUGGAGAAAGAACCCACAUCCGAGAGGCCAACACGGCCCCUAGUUGUUUUGUGUGGAGUUGGAUGUGUGUGUGGGAGGGACAGGAUUUCUCUGUAGACCCAGUUAACCUGGAACUCUGCCUCCUUCCCUAUAUCUGUGAGAAUUAUAGGUAUGGGGCAUCACACCUAGCUUUCUACUAGAUUCUGCUACUCUCAGAACAGGGUUCAGUAGACCUGCCUGGGAAGCCAAACUUCCCUUAUUAACUUGUUCUCAGUCUGCUUUUAUGUCCAGAGACCUGAUCUUGCUGUGUAUUUCAGUACACCCAUGCACAGGUUGUGUAGUAUCCUGGGGGCACAGAUUUCACUAUGUCAAACUAGUACAGGUUCUAGCUAGUACAGGUGGGUACCCCAUGUUUGAGUAAGGUGAGCUGGGUCCCUACAGAGUCCAGGUCAGUGAAAUACUGGGUUUGCAUUUCCAGAUGUGUAUGUUCCAUGUAAGGUGCAGGCUCCUGGGGAGGCAGCAACUGUGCUGGGGCUGGCCAUGCUCACUAGACCUACUGGGUCAAAAUUUUCAUCAUGUGGUCAGGACAAGGUUUAAAAUAAAGGCUGCCUAAGUGGCUCCUGUCCAACCAUCUCUUCAAGCAGUUAGAUGGUGGUUCCCUACUGUCUGGGCUGGCGGCUAUAGCCAGAACCUGCUAUUCUGGAGUACCUUCUGAGUAGGAUCCUCUCAGGGAGGUUUGGAGUUGUGGCUAAGCCACAGGUUAAAAAAAAAACAAACUAGUGAUUCCUUGUCCAAGGCCAGGUCAGUCUCCCCACGGAGGCCUGGGAGGGGUGAUGGAAAAGUUAUGAAUCAGGUAUAUGCUCUCAUUCAAGAGCAUAUAUUUAUUAUGCUAAAGCUGGGUUGAAUCAUUCCUAGGGAACCCUCCUAGGAAUUAAGAGUAGGUUGCUUAUAAAAUGGUCAAGCUAAGGGGAAGUCUUAGCAGAGGGUACCAGACAUCACUGGUGUCUUUGUGGCCGUCUUUACUCAAUUUCGUCAAUACUGGAGAAUAGGGGCUCCAUGGGGUGACCCUUGUGGGCAGGGAACAGAUGUGUCUUCCUAUGGAUGGUGGUCAUCCUGGUGUUGUGGAGCUUGCUGGCUUGGAAACAUAGUGGGAUGAAGCUUCCCACAACUUGAGAGCAAUUGUUUUUCUGAAAGGAUUAGCUUUAUAAAAUGCAAAUACAAAGAAGUCUAAGGUU
Messenger RNA from Arvicanthis niloticus (Nile rat), 2430 nucleotides. RefSeq names its product ARF related protein 1 (gene Arfrp1). Gene Ontology annotation, molecular function: GTPase activity; GTP binding. Gene Ontology annotation, cellular component: Golgi apparatus. The record is from RefSeq and is a predicted model, not a curated record. Gene Ontology annotation, biological process: Golgi to plasma membrane protein transport; intracellular protein transport; protein localization to Golgi apparatus. Lineage: Eukaryota; Metazoa; Chordata; Mammalia; Rodentia; Muridae.